Molecule: messenger RNA, 1032 nt
Organism: Suillus paluster
Lineage: Eukaryota; Fungi; Basidiomycota; Agaricomycetes; Boletales; Suillaceae
Exons: 3
Coding region: 152-835 (227 amino acids)
Source: RefSeq, a predicted model, not a curated record
ACCUCAAUCCUUACACCGUGAUCUUUUACCUGCCAAAUUUCAGUAGCGAUUUUCUUGAACGCAGCUGGUCUGUCAUAUCACAUCAAUAGCGUCGUAGGAAUUCAGAUUCAGUACACUUCUCCCAUCACCAGACUCGGAGUCCAGCAGAACCAUGUUCCACGGAGUAUUUCUCGCGACGCUGACACUCGCCAUUCUUACUCUUGUCUCCGCGUCCUUGUACCCAAUUCAGCCUAUCCAGAACACCGUGUACUACGCUGGGGAGACUGCCUUGACGAGGUGGAUAGAAGAUGGAAGUUUCCCGCUGCUCAGCGAUAUGGGCGGUAUCACUAUACAGCUGUAUUGCGACGACGACACGUACCUUGCGACGCUCGCUACGAACGUGAGCCCUGCGGCCAAAUACUGCCAGUUGGAUAUACCUAGGAAGCUUGUACAUGAUAGCUCCAAUUUCACUUUUCGUUACAUCACGGAUACCCCCUACAACACAACCAUCUACAGCGCCGACUUCACCAUCGUGGUUCCAGGCGACUCUUUUCUGUCAUCUCAGGGUUCUAUCUCAACCUCUACCAGCGGAAAUCUUUUCUUUCAGGCGACUACCUCCCAACCACUGUCACUAUCUCCUUCCUCAUCGACAUCUUCCGUGGUAUCCGGAGGUUCAAUGCCAUCCUCGACGAGCAUCGUGAUCCCGCCCCUCCGUCCAGGCGACAUCGGGAACAUCGAUCAACCCUCUGGUAAUAGCAAGAGCAGCGCGGCUGGCCGCAUCGAUAUUGAGAAACUCAAGUUCCGUGUGGUGUUUAUUCUGUGGCCUGCCUUGUUGGGCGUUACGAUGGCUCUUUGAUGUGUUCUGUUCUUUUUACUUUUGUACGCCCUUUUACCUGUAUUUUUUACUUCGAUUUUGUGUUUUCAUGUGAUAGACUCCCGAAUCGGAUCGAUGUAGCACUUGCACUGCGCUGUGAGCAACGCUUACAGCAUCGUUGGCAGAGUGGAGAUACUAAGUGACAUGAUAUUGAUAUGACAUCUGCUUCGUCAUGCUGG